AUGCCUCUUUUAACAAUGUCUGCAAACAUCCAGGAGCUGGACUCGUCACCCCGAAAGAGAAGCCACGACGACUUCGCCGAUUCUGCCUUCGACGAGUCACUUCCCUUCAAUUCCUCCAACUUGAAAGGGCAGGACCAGAGCCUCGGAGAGAAUUCCAGUAACCCCACAGACCAGACCCAGUCACAAAUGGCUCCUGGUGCCUCCGGCCAACCGCCCGCGAAGCGUAGGCGCGUGACGGCUGAAGAAAAGGCAAAGCUCGAGCGGGAAGCAGCAGCCAAGAAAAAGGAGAAAGGGGAGCUCAAGACUGCUAAGGAGAAAGCGGCGGCUCUUCAAAAAGAGGAGAAGGAGAAGAUGCGCGCGGAGAAGGCUGCUGAGAAGGCCAAGGCCGAGGCUGAGAAGAAAGCUCGUCAAGAGGAGCGCGAGAAGAAGAAACGCGAAAAGGAGGAGGAGGAGCGUCUCGAGAAGGAGAAGAAGGAGAAAGCCCAGCCCAAGAUUGCUGCGUUCUUCAAAUUCCAACCUACCACACCUAAGAAAGCCGGCACCGCAACUCCAGAAGCUGGGACACCUCGUGAUGGCAGUCCUUCACCUCUGCAGCAGAAGUCCGAGGAGGUGUCUGAUUAUCGCAAGCGAUUCAUGCCGUUCUUCGUCAAGGAGCACGUUCGGCUCGCAGACCAACCGUUUGCAAUGGAUGACAAGACAAAGGAGGUCAAAUCUGCUAUACUCGACGAAUAUCUACGAGGCGAUCGAGGCACUUUCGAUCCACGUCCUUUCAAUCCAGCAGGGUCUCUCCAGCUUCCGCCUCUCUCUUCCGCCCGUGGUCGGACUUACCCUAGUGUCCAGAAGAUCAUGUCUGAACAUCAGACCAGCUCGGGGCCAGUUGAUCUCACAACGGAAUCACAAAAUGCUCAGAUUAGGCAGACUCGCGAGCUGCUCAGACAGGUACCGAUGAAGUUCCUCGGCUUUAGAGAAGACGUGCGACCAGCGUACUAUGGAACGGUGACAUCACAUCCGUCGAGGAGCCUGCGAAAGCUCGCGAGAAGCCCCGUCUCACGCGGUCUGCUUCCUCUCAACUACGAUUACGAUUCUGAGGCGGAGUGGCAGGACGAUGGGGAAGGAGAGGACCUGGAUGAUCUUGACGAUGAAGAAGAGGAGCUUGACGACGAUGAGGAGAUGGGUGACUUCCUCGAUGAUUCAGAAGAUGCCGGCCGCGCCAGAGCAGCGUUCUCGGGCUUUAUGGAACCUGACAGUACUGGCCUCUGCUGGGAGAAUCGCAAGCGAUUGGGACCUCUUGCGAACAUGUACAAGUAUCGCAUGGAAUUCAUUCUUGAUCUCGAUCAUCAUUCCGAGAUCGACCCUUUCUCAACGAAAUAUUGGGAGCCUGAGGUAGCGCCUACUACGAGAGACCGCAAGCCUCUAACGGCAGGAGCCAGUAACGAUACAGCCGGCAGCACACCCGCCAUGGCACCACCUCCUGCUCCAGCAGAUGCUUUUGCCGCUCUGACCUCAGCUGCCACAAAGGCGGAUGCCAAGAAGGCGCUCAUGCCAGCGGAGCUUCUAGAUGACUUUAAGAAGGUGAUUCUAGAUUUCUCCGAGCUCACCAAAGUUGGAGUCAUCGAGGUGUUAAGCUCGAAGUUCCCGAAGUGCACAAAGAAUCAGGUGCGCAACUCGCUGGAAGAGGUGGCUGAGAGAGUCAACAAGGUAUGGAGGCUGAAGACAUGA
Molecule: messenger RNA, 1719 nt
Organism: Phaeoacremonium minimum UCRPA7
Lineage: Eukaryota; Fungi; Ascomycota; Sordariomycetes; Togniniales; Togniniaceae
Product: putative chromatin assembly factor 1 subunit a protein
Exons: 3
Coding region: 1-1719 (572 amino acids)
Biological process (GO): nucleosome assembly
Cellular component (GO): CAF-1 complex; nucleus
Source: RefSeq, a predicted model, not a curated record